AUGACAUUCAAAGAUCUGAAUGGCGAGGCUAAGGGCCUUCGCAUCCUCAUUGUUGGAGCUGGAAUCGGAGGAUUAGUCGCUGCCAUUGCUCUCAGACAACAGGGACAUCGAGUCGAAUUGUUUGAGCGCUCACGCUUUGCCAAUGAAGUUGGUGCUGCAAUUCAUUUAUCGCCCAAUGCAAACGGGGUUUUGCGCAAGAUGGGCAUUGAUGCCACAGAAUUUGGCGCCGUGGAGGCCGAAUUUCUGCGAGAGUAUACACCCGCUGGAGAGGCGGUGCAUAUUACGCCCAUCAAGGAGCAUGCGGCGAUGUGGAGACAUCGAUGGCUCCUCGUUCAUAGAGCCCACUUCCACGAUGGACUCAAAGCAGCUGCCCAGGCACCUGGAAAGGGCGAGCCUGCCCGUUUACACACUGCCAACAAGGUAGUCGACGUAGACCCACACGCCGCAACAAUCACUCUUGAAAACGGCGACAUCAUCAAGGGCGAUGUGCUCAUCGGUGCAGAUGGCGUGCACUCUCUUACCCGCACCAAGAUUUCAAAGGAGACAAAACCGUUUAGCUCAGGAAAGAAUGCCUUCCGAUUCCUCAUGACUCGACAGCAAGCACUGGAUGACCCCGAAACCGCCAGUAUCGCCCAAGACUUUGGCGCAGUUGACUUCUGGGACUCCGAGGAGCGCCGGGUUGUCAUUUAUCCUUGUGACAAUAACAGGCUUCUCAAUUUCGUCUGUAUCCACCCCGAGACCGAUACCCCCACAGAUAUCGAUCCCACCGGCGACUCCUACAACCAGCAGAUCGGAAAAGAUGCCCUGCUGGAUGUAUACAAACAUUUCAAUCCCCAGGUCAAGAAGCUGCUUGAGAAGGCGGAUCCACAGACAUUGAAGCUCUGGCCGCUGUUGGAUAUGGAUACCCUUCCCACUUGGGUCGAGGACCGUUUGGCUAUUCUUGGCGAUGCAGCCCAUCCUUUCUUGCCGUAUCGUGCUUCUGGUGGUGCUAUGGCCAUUGAAGAUGCCGUCUCGCUGGCUGUCAUGUUGCCUGGAGAUAUUGGGCGUGACGAAGUACCCGAGCGGCUCAAGGUCUACGAAAAGGCUCGCCACGAACGCGCUACAACCAUUCAACAAAUGACCCGGGAUUCAAGUAAAAUUCAAUCUCCUGAAUCAGCAUGGGGUAUGGUUAAGUACAUUUACGGUCAUGACGAAUUUGACCACUCCGCUCAAGUCCUCCGUAAACACCUCUGGUCCCAAAACCCCCACAUGUACUGGCGCCAGCCUAUCGUCUUCGGGCCAAUGCCCGGCCCACGACAGGACUGGAUGGGCCGUGACCGCACCCAAAAGUCAAUCCAGUCAACCUUCACAACGGCGUCAAUCAAAUUCAAAACCAGCCGAACCCUUCUGCAAAAUCUUUUCCCGUCAGACCGGUACAGUUUCAUCUCACCGAGUACUGUCGCACGCGCGAGCUUCUCACAAACUACCCUCGGUGGCAUGGAUUGGCUUGGUGGCGGUGGAUACCGCCAUAUCGGGCUUUAUAUUCACGGUGUGCAAUAUAAAAAAGAGAGUGGGGAGGUGUUGAAAGGAACAUAUAUGCCCAUUUUGUUUGAAAAUCUUGCUGACCCGAUCGUUUCGGGACGUGAAGAGCUUGGCAUGCCAAAGCUGUUUACUGCCAUUGAUGUUCAUCAGCGCAAUAGCUCGUACCGGAUGCAGACGAGUUGGCAGGGUGCUGUUUGGGGCCACUUUGAGCUUGAGGACCUGCAGGAUCAGGAUCCUGCCGCUGAUGCGGGGACGAUUGGAGGUGAGGCAGAUGAUGGAAUUUUGGUUUAUCGGUACAUACCUCAGGUUGGGAGGGAUAAUAAGGGCAAGGCUGAGGCUGAAUAUCCGAUAUUUGUCCCGCAUGCUGCUGAAUCUAAGGUCGUGCCUUCGAAGGUGACUCGGCUGCAGCGUACUAGCAAGGCGAAGGUGGAAAUCAAUGGUCUUGAUUGGGAUGCUCUUCCUACACUUCACCAUGUUAUCUCUCGUUUGGGGGAGAUUCCAAUUGAUGAGAUUAUUGACGCCAAAGUGGUCAGUGGAGUUGGAGUUCCUGAUGUUUCUUCGGCUAUGCGGAUUGAAUGA
Molecule: messenger RNA, 2100 nt
Organism: Penicillium soppii
Lineage: Eukaryota; Fungi; Ascomycota; Eurotiomycetes; Eurotiales; Aspergillaceae
Product: putative salicylate hydroxylase
Exons: 4
Coding region: 1-2100 (699 amino acids)
Molecular function (GO): monooxygenase activity; lyase activity; FAD binding
Source: RefSeq, a predicted model, not a curated record